GCACCUCCCAGACGACGUCUCCGAAUGCCCGAGCCACGCCAACACAACUAUUAGAUAAUGCCAUGGUAGCCCCCAGAUGUGACAGGAUGGUCUUACUCGUGUUCUCGUCUGCUCUUGCCUUCAGGGACGACAGCAUCUGAUCAUAAAACAUCUUGUGCUAUCGACCUGACUUGACAAGACAAAGAUGGAGAAGUUGAAGACCCUUCUUGUCGCCAACCGCGGGGAGAUCGCAGUGCGGAUAUGCAAAACUGCCCGCAAGCUGGGCAUUCGGACGAUAUCGAUAUACACCAGCGCAGACGCCGCGUCUUCGCACGUCGGCGCGGCGGAUGAGGCCGUCCUGCUCUCUGGGCCCGAUUCCAAAGGAUACAUCGACGCAGAGCAGAUUGUCGAAAUCGCAAAGUCAAAGGGCGCCAAUGGCGUAAUCCCCGGGUAUGGCUUCUUGUCCGAGAACACGGACUUUGCGCACCAGGUCACACAGGCUGGUAUGGUGUUCGUGGGGCCGAGCUCGAAAUGCAUCGAGGACUUUGGGAUCAAGCAUACCGCACGAGAGUUGGCCGCAAAGGCAAAUGUCCCCAUCGUGCCAGGUACCAAGGGUCUUGUCAAUUCCGAAGACGAAGCUGUGGAGGAGGCGAAGAAACUGGGUUUCCCGGUCAUGCUUAAAGCCACUGCAGGCGGAGGAGGAAUGGGCUUACUGACAUGUGCGAAUGAAGACGACGUACGAAAAUCGUUCAAGACGGUACAGUCUCGUGGUGAGACACUGUUUAAGAACGCCGGACUGUUCAUUGAACGGUACUACGCAUCGUCCCAUCAUAUCGAAGUGCAAGUUUUCGGCAACGGUCAGGGGCAGGCUGUGCAUUUCGGCGAGCGUGAAUGCUCGAUCCAACGCCGACAUCAGAAGGUCGUUGAAGAGUGUCCGAGUCCGUUCGUCGUGAAACAUCCUGAACUGCGUGAGAAGUUGGGCUCUGCUGCCGUCCGAUUAGCCGAGUCGAUUAAUUAUGGCUCGGCCGGCACGAUUGAGUACCUCGUGGAUGACGAGUCAGGGGACUUCUUCUUCCUCGAGAUGAACACCCGCCUACAGGUGGAGCACGGUAUCACCGAGCUGUGCUACGGCGUCGAUCUCGUCGAAUUGAUGCUCAAGCAAGCAGACGCGGAGUUAUGUGGCAAAGGAGGUCUUCCGGGAGGCUAUCUCAAGGGCCUCCAACCAAAAGAACCCAAUGGUGCGGCGAUUGAGGUUCGCCUGUACGCUGAGAAUCCUGCGAAAAAUUACGCUCCAUCACCGGGAACCCUGCAACAUGUGUCCUGGAUGGACGUGCCUGGCUCUAGAAUUGACGGCUGGGUACACACAGGGACCAAAGUCACAUCCUUUUACGACCCACUGCUGGCCAAAGUCAUGAUGCACGCUCCCAAGCGGGACGAAGCGAUCAACAAGCUCAUCGAAAUGCUCCAGGGGUCGAAGAUCCUCGGACCGCCGACGAAUAUCGAAUUCUUAACUGAAAUCCUCCAAGACGACACUUUCAGGUCCGGCCGCACCAUGACCAAGUUCCUCGAAUCGUUCGAUUACAAGCCUCACGCCAUCGACGUCCUGCAAGGCGGAGCGUACACCCUUGUGGAGGACUGGCCAGGACGACCAACGAUUGGAAAGGGCUUCUCGCAUUCUGGACCCAUGGACCCUGUCGCAUUCCGGAUCGCAAAUGCCCUCGUCGGGAAUCCGACAGGCAAGGAAGGUAUCGAGAUUACCCUGAGUGGUCCUGAUCUCAGAUUCCUCGGUCCAGCUAUUAUCGCCGUUUGCGGCGCGCCCAUGGAAGUCAAACUCGACGGGCAAUCUGUGCCGAUGUGGACUCGUCUGAAAAUCGAAGCUGGUCAACGCUUGACAGUGGGGAAAACGACUGGAGGAGGUUGCCGAUCCUAUCUGGCCAUCUAUGGCGGCCUGCCCAGUAUCGCGACAUGGUUCGGAUCGAAAUCCACAGCACCCAUGACAGCCGUUGGAGGGUAUCAAGGCCGAGCUCUCGCGGCUGGCGAUCUGCUUACUAUAACGAGUGAAUUGCCCGAAAUAAAAGGCGAACUGAAACUUCCAGAACACUUGAUCCCGACAUAUCCGGAGGAAUGGGAUCUUUUCUCCAUGCCCGGGCCGUAUGAUGAGGGGUUCAUCACGGAGGACUCGAUCGAGGAGUUUUAUGGCAGCACAUAUACCGUCUCGCACAAUGCCUCGCGUGGAGGGAUUCGCCUUCUGGGGACGAAACCGAAAUGGGCGCGGUCGGAUGGUGGAGAAGGCGGUGCUCAUCCAUCAAACGUCAUCGAGUACGGAUAUCCUGUCGGCACGCUGAAUUGGACGGGCGAUGAUCCGUGCUUGUUCCCGGUCGAUGCGCCUGACUAUGGUGGCUUCGUGUCUGCCACUACUAUUGUGAAGGCGGAUUACUGGCGGAUGGGCCAGAUGAAAGCCGGCAACAAGCUGCGGUUCAAGCGAGUUUCGUACGCGGACGCCAUCGCCAAGAGGAACGAGGUCGAGACGUUCCUUGCGAAGAUCCACGACGUGUGCAAUGGGAAGGGUAGCUUCGGGGACGUUUCGCCGUUGAAAUAUGAAGGCUUCCCGCCAUCCACGGAGAACAAAGGUUGGGAGAAAGCACUGAUUCACCAGAUCAAAGAGGAACCGAGCAAGCAUCAGCCGCUGGUCUCGUAUCGCCAGGGCGGCGAUGAUUUCAUCCUGAUUGACUACGGUCAUGGGUCAUUCGAUCUGAAUUACCGAUGCCGCGCGGUCGCUUUGUACCAGAAGCUGCGCGAGUCGAAGGGUGACAUAUCUUUUGCGAACGGCGCUAUGCUGACAGGCAUGGCCUGCGGGAACUCACUGAUGCUGUACUACGACUCACUGAAGGUCAGUCGGCCGAAGAUGUUGGAUUACUUGCUCAAGCUCGAGAAUGAGCUGGGCGACUUGAGUGAGGCGAAGUAUCCGAGUAGGAAGUACAAAAUGCCCAUCACGUUUGAGAGUAAGAGACAAAAGGAGAGUCUGCAGAGGUACAUGGAGACGCAGAGACCUUACGCGGUAUAUUUGCCGGAUCCGGCAGAUUUCGUGGCCAAGAACAACGGCUUCACUGAGCAACAGCUGCGUGAUAUCCUGACAAAAUCGUCGCUAAUGGUUGUUGCUGUGGGUUUCUUCGUCGCCUUGCCAAUCUGCUUGCCAAUCGACCCACGUCAGCGGAUGCAGUGCCCGAAGAUGAACCCGUCAAGGGUGCAUACUCCAGAAGGUCAAGUCGGUUGGGGAGGGUCAUGCAUGGCGAUUUAUAAUGUCGAGUCUCCAGGCGGGUAUAUGAACCUCGGGCUCUCGAUUCCAGGUGCCGAUAUUCUCGGGUACAAGAAGGGGUAUACCUCCGACAGGCCGUGGCUGUUUGAGGACUUUGAUCAGAUCACCUUCUAUGAAGUGUCUGAGGAGAAAUAUGAAAGUAUGAUGGCGACUUUCCGAAGUGGACGGUAUGAGUACGAGUAUGAGGAUACUGUCUUCGACAUGAAGGAGCACAACAAGCUGCUAAAAGAUACCAAAGAGGAAGUUGAGCAGAUCCGGGCCAAGCAGCGUAAGGCCCAGGCAGAGAUGGACAAGAUCGAAAAGGAACUUCUGCAGAAGUGGAACAAAGAGAAGGAGGCUGGGAAGAUCAGCAUAGAUACAGUGCAUGACUUGAUGCAUGAUCCGGAUAUCAUCGCGAUCGAGGCGCCUCUGAAUGCUAAUGUUUGGAAAAUCGAGGUUAAGGAAGGCGAUACUGUCAAGGACGAGCAGAUUGUGUCCAUACUGGAAGCUAUGAAGCUCGAGAUCCCGGUCAAGACUGAGGAGAGUAUGGCAGGGGCCAAGGUCGAGAAGAUGCUCGUCAAGCCGAAUGAUGUGGUUCAGGCUGGAGAUCCGCUGAUGCUGCUGCGCAAGGCCAAAUAGGUGGCUUGUGCAGCGAUAUUGUGAUCGUGGGACGAAGUUAUUAUCCAAAGUAGCCUGAUAUAUUUGGCACCGUACAAUUGUAACAUGAGAAUUGCUUGC
This is a messenger RNA of Exophiala xenobiotica, 4012 nucleotides long. RefSeq names its product urea carboxylase. Gene Ontology annotation, molecular function: ATP binding; metal ion binding. The transcript has 4 exons. The coding region runs from base 185 to 3913 and encodes 1242 amino acids. The record is from RefSeq and is a predicted model, not a curated record. NCBI's taxonomy places the organism in Eukaryota, Fungi, Ascomycota, Eurotiomycetes, Chaetothyriales, Herpotrichiellaceae.